CGGCUGUCGCGGUGUGGCGGUGUCGCUGUGUCGCGGCUGUCGCCGUGUCCCUUGGCCGUGUGGCGGUGUCUCUGCGUGGCCGUGUGGCCGUGUCGCUGUGUCGCGGGCAUGGCGGGGCUGCUGCCGGCGCUGGUGGCGGUGUCGCAGAAGGCGGCCGAGGUGGCGCGGCGCUGCCGGGCCGAGGGGCCGCUGGCGCGGCUGCCGGUGGCCGAGAAGCCGGGCCCGGAGCGCGGCCCCCGCUUCGCCCGCGACUUCAAAACCCUGGCGGACGUGCUGAUCCAGGAGCUCAUCAAGCACGACCUGGGGACGCAGUUCCCCGAGCUCCGGGGACACAUCCACGGCGAGGAGAGCAGCGAGUUCAGGGACGCGCGGGGUGGCACGGUGACGGUGCGGGUCUGUGACACCCCGGGGGACACGGUGGCCCUGCUGCUGGCCGUGCUGGGCCCCGAGCAGACGAGGGCGGCCGAGCUGCUGGCAGAGGCCGUGCACCAGGAGGUGACACUUGGGGACACGGAGCUGGAUGGCAUCGACCCCGGAGUGUCCCCAGGGGACGUGGGGAUCUGGAUAGACCCCAUUGCCAUGGCGAUCGAGGGCGGCAUGAAGUGUGUGAAGUUCUUGGUUUUCUUCUUCAACUUCAUCUUCUGGGUGUGCGGCGUGGCCCUGGUCGCCAUCGGCUCGUACGCGCUGCUGGCGCUGGGCAGGGCCCCGCUGGCGGCGGGGGGGGGCGCGGGCUGGGCCCCCGCCGCCCUGCUGGCCCUGGGGGUCGUCAUCUUCUUCACCGCCUUCUUCGGCUGCUGCGGCGCCUGGAGGGAGAGCUACUGCAUGGUCACCACGGUGAGGGGGGGGCUGCCCGCGGGACCCCCGGGGCGACCCCGGGACACCCCCGGGACACCCCUGAGACCCCCUGGGACACCCCCCCGGGGCAACCCCGGGACACCCCAGACCCCCCAGACACCCCUGAGACCCCCUGGGGCACCCCCAGACCUCCUGGGACACUCCCCGGGACACCUCAGAACACCCCCGAGAUCCCCCAGGACACCCCCAGACCCCCAGGACACCCCAGACCCCCAGGACAUACCCGGGUCACCCCCGGGACCCCCCGGGACCCCCGUGAGCCAGCCUGACGUGGGGAACCCUCCAGGACCCCCCAACCCAGCCCUUUGUGCCGCCGCCAUCGCCGGCUACGUCUUCAAGGACAAGGUGCACGGGCUGGUGGAGGAGGGGCUGCGGGAGGCCGUGAGGAGCUACGGCGAGGAGCCGGCGCUGAGCGCGGCCCUGGACGCCUUCCAGCACGAGUUCUCGUGCUGUGGGGUGGAUAACUACACGGACUGGGCCAGCGUGGAGCCCUUCAGGGCCAACGACUCCGUGCCCAGCUCCUGCUGCCGCCAGCCCGGCCCCGGCUGCAACGUCCGGCCCAGCCCGGCCACCGUCUUCAGCAGGGGCUGCCUGCCGAGCCUCGAGGCCUGGCUCAGGAGGAACGUGCUGGUGCUGGCGGCCGUGGCGCUGGGCAUCGCCUUCGUCGAGGUCCUGGGCGUUCUCUUCUCCUGCUGCCUCAUGCGGGGGAUCCGCAGCGGCUACGAGGUCAUGUAGCCCCCGCCCCGAAUUCCUGCCCCCCGGGGGUCCUGGGGGGUCCCAGCAGUGCCACCCCCACCCCCGGGGGUCCUGGGGGGCUCUGGGGCCCCCCUGGGUUUGCAAUAAAGGAAAAGCUUCUGGAGA
Messenger RNA from Passer montanus (Eurasian tree sparrow), 1716 nucleotides. It is a transcript of the gene CD63, whose product is annotated as CD63 molecule. The transcript is spliced from 10 exons. NCBI's taxonomy places the organism in Eukaryota, Metazoa, Chordata, Aves, Passeriformes, Passeridae. Gene Ontology annotation, cellular component: membrane. The coding region runs from base 109 to 1590 and encodes 493 amino acids. The record is from RefSeq and is a predicted model, not a curated record.